GAGAGAAAUAAGGAUACCUAGAACUUAGGGAGGGAAGAAAGCGUGAAGAUCGUGCUUUCUCUUCACCCUUCUGCUGCCUCUAGCCAUGGAGGGACAGACCCCAGGAAGCAGAGGCCUUCCAGAAAAGCCUCAGCCUGCCGCCGCCGCCACCACUCUGUCCUCAACGGGUGCUGUCUUCAUCCUCAUGAAGUCCGCGCUGGGAGCUGGCCUGCUCAACUUCCCCUGGGCCUUCUCCAAAGCGGGCGGCGUGGUCCCUGCCUUCCUGGUAGAGCUGGUCUCCUUGGUCUUCCUGGUCAGCGGGCUGGUCAUCCUGGGCUAUGCUGCUGCUGUCAGUGGCCAGGCCACCUACCAGGGCGUGGUCAGGGGGCUCUGUGGCCCCGCCAUCGGGAAGCUGUGUGAGGCCUGCUUCCUUGUCAACCUGCUCAUGAUCUCCGUGGCCUUCCUCAGGGUGAUUGGGGACCAGCUGGAGAAGCUGUGUGACUCCCUCCUGUCUGGCACCCCGCCCGCCCCGCAGCCGUGGUACACAGACCAGCGCUUUACCCUGCCCCUGCUCUCUGCGCUGGUCAUCCUGCCCCUAUCUACCCCACGGGAGAUCGCCUUCCAGAAAUAUACAAGCAUCCUAGGCACCCUGGCUGCCUGUUACCUGGCCCUGGUCAUCACUGUGCAGUACUAUCUCUGGCCCCAGGGCCUCGUGCGCGAGUCCGGUCCUUCACUGAGCCCUGCCUCGUGGACCUCUGUGUUCAGUGUCUUCCCCACCAUCUGCUUCGGAUUUCAGUGUCACGAAGCUGCCGUGUCCAUCUACUGUAGCAUGCACAAGCGGAGCCUCUCCCACUGGGCCCUGGUCUCCGUGCUGUCCUUGCUGGCCUGCUGCCUCGUCUACUCACUGACGGGGGUUUAUGGCUUCCUGACCUUUGGGACAGAAGUUUCUGCUGACAUCUUGAUGUCCUACCCAGGCAAUGACACGGUCAUCAUUGUGGCCCGGGUCCUUUUUGCUGUCUCCAUCGUAACUGUCUACCCCAUCGUGCUCUUCCUGGGGAGGUCGGUGAUGCAGGACUUCUGGAGGAGAAGCUGCUUGCGGGAAUGGGGGCCCAGGGCCCUGGCUGACCCCUCAGGGCUGUGGGUCCGGAUGCCGCUGACUGUCCUGUGGGUCACCGUGACGCUCUCCAUGGUGCUGUUUAUGCCCGACCUCAGCGAGAUCGUCAGCAUCAUCGGAGGCAUCAGUUCCUUCUUCAUCUUCAUUUUCCCAGGUGAGGCCCCUGCUUUCCAGGCUUUCUGCCCACUCGUUCUUCCCUGCUUAUCUCUGUGGGGGCUCCCUGUGUUGGAGGUCAAGGUUCUGGAAGGUGGGAGCCACAUAUGGGUAGAUUAA
Messenger RNA from Piliocolobus tephrosceles (Ugandan red Colobus), 1366 nucleotides. RefSeq names its product solute carrier family 38 member 8 (gene SLC38A8). Lineage: Eukaryota; Metazoa; Chordata; Mammalia; Primates; Cercopithecidae. Gene Ontology annotation, biological process: amino acid transmembrane transport. The record is from RefSeq and is a predicted model, not a curated record. The transcript is spliced from 8 exons. Gene Ontology annotation, molecular function: L-amino acid transmembrane transporter activity. The coding region runs from base 86 to 1366 and encodes 426 amino acids. Gene Ontology annotation, cellular component: membrane.